Molecule: messenger RNA, 5067 nt
Organism: Labeo rohita (rohu)
Lineage: Eukaryota; Metazoa; Chordata; Actinopteri; Cypriniformes; Cyprinidae
Gene: ctdp1
Product: CTD (carboxy-terminal domain, RNA polymerase II, polypeptide A) phosphatase, subunit 1
Exons: 13
Coding region: 353-3220 (955 amino acids)
Cellular component (GO): nucleus
Molecular function (GO): RNA polymerase II CTD heptapeptide repeat phosphatase activity
Source: RefSeq, a predicted model, not a curated record
AUUUAUUUUUUAAAACCAUAAAAAUAUAUUUAUAUAAAAUGUUAUGACUGUCAUUUAAGUACAUAAAUGUUGUUUUCUUACUAUUAACUACUCUAACAUAAUUUAAUUUUAAAUAUGAUUAAAGUCUCCCGGAAGUGGAAAGACUCUCGGUCGUGCUGCAGCUUUGUGUUUCCUGUUUACGGGCGGGAAGAGUGAACCUGCGCCUCAGCCUGUCCUGCAUUACAGCUCAUUUCAUCGCUAUCUUUCCCUGCACACCUCUGGAUUAUUUUAGAGCUUUUUACUCCUUUUAUUAAUUCUCAUCAGACGCUUCGUGCGGUCCGCCGCGUGUUUCUGACUGAAGUUUAAAGCUCUGAUGGACGAGCCUGCAGACUCCGGCGGUGGUGCGGCAGCAGAGGGCCCCACGGUGCAGGUGACGGAGAUCCGCUGCCCCGCAGGAGCGCGUCCCCUGCGGCUGCUCGAGUGGAAGGUGAAACCCGGAGCUCUGGUGAACGUUGACUCCGUCCUCGCGGUUUGUGCACCGAUCCCCGCGGAAGGCGAGUCCAGAGCGCCCGAGAAGAAGCUGAAGUCAGACCGCGCUGGAGUUGUGCGGGAACUGUGCUGUCAACUCGGACAGGUCAUCACGCCCGGGAGUGUGGUGGUAAAAGUAGAAGAAUGCAGUCAUCCCAUUGUAAUGAAGGGCUUGUGUGCCGAAUGUGGCCAAGACUUAACUCAACUACAGAGCAAGAAUGGAAAGCAGCAGGCGCCCAUCUCUACAGCGACCGUUUCCAUGGUGCACAGUGUUCCCGAGCUGAUGGUCAGCUCAGAGCAAGCAGAGCAGCUUGGCCGAGAGGACCAGCAAAGACUUCACAGGAACAGGAAGUUAGUGCUGAUGGUGGAUCUGGACCAAACGCUGAUCCACACCACUGAACAGCACUGUCAGCGCAUGUCCAACAAGGGAAUCUUUCAUUUCCAGCUGGGACGGGGGGAGCCGAUGCUUCAUACACGAUUGCGGCCUCACUGCAAAGACUUUCUAGAAAAGAUCGCCAAACUCUACGAGCUGCACGUCUUCACCUUUGGCAGCCGUUUAUACGCUCACACCAUUGCAGGUUUUUUAGACCCCGAAAAGAAACUCUUCUCUCAUCGGAUCAUGUCUAGAGAUGAAUGCAUUGACCCCUUCUCUAAAACAGGAAACCUCAGAAAUUUGUUCCCCUGUGGAGACUCCAUGGUGUGCAUCAUAGACGAUAGAGAGGACGUGUGGAAGUUUGCCCCUAACCUCAUCACAGUGAAGAAAUAUAUCUACUUCCAGGGCACCGGCGACAUCAACGCCCCACCGGGCUCAAGAGAGGCCCAGAUGGCCAGAAAAGGUAACCAGGCUGGGCGACCUGCAGAGAACCUGGAAUCAUCAGGACAGGAGGAACAGAGAAACGGCCUCAGGAAAUCCAGCAAGGACCGAAAAACUGGGCAUGAGGAGUCGUCCGCCUCUGCCACCGCCACUCAGGGAGCACCAGCCAAUGAGAGGACUCACCCCGCAGGGGAACGUCCCACUGACAGCACAGGUUUAACUGACAAGUGUAAUGUGAAAGCAGAGGAGGAGGAGGGAAGCUCAGGUGUGACGUGUACCUCAGGUGAGACUGACACCCCAAACGCUGCUCCUGCUCCUGCUGCUGACGCCAACGACCUGGAUUUUGACCUUUCCAGCGACAGCGAAAGCGAGGGUAAAACGGGAUUAUCCGACAGCGAUGGUGAAGGACAGGCUGGGAAAGCCAAACAAAGCCAAACAAAAACAGAGGAGUGUAAAAGCAAAGAGGAUGUUGGAGAUGGGGACAAACAGAGGACAGCAGGGGACAACGUCCCAGAAACGGAUCCAGAGGGCCUCAGCGAUUUAGGCAACGGCUGUUCCGACAAGAAAGAAGUGGAAACGGAGUCUCAAAACAGCGAGCAGUCCGGCGUCACCAUGGGUGAAGAGUCUUUAGAUCACAGUAUGGAGGAUGAGGACGAUGAGGAAGAGGAAGACUUGGACGAGGACGACCACCUCAUUUACUUGGAGGAGGUUUUGGUUCGCAUCCACAGCGAGUAUUACUCACGCUACGAGGCCUUUCUUAGGAAAGAGAGUUCGGAGAGUCCGGACAUACGGAAGAUCAUUCCCGAACUGAAGGGGCGCGCGCUGGUGGGCGACACCAUCAUCUUCAGCGGCCUGUAUCCCACCAACUACCCGAUGGAGCGCACGAGGGAGUGGUACCACGCCAAGGCGCUGGGUGCCAAGCUUGGCAAAACCCUGGUGCUCAAUGCCAAAGACCCAAACCGCACCACGCACCUUAUUGCUGCACGUGCAGGUACCGAGAAAGUUCGUCAAGCUCAGGGCUGUAAACAUCUCCAUGUGGUGAAUCCUGAUUGGUUGUGGGCCUGUUUGGAGCGCUGGGAGCGAGUCGAGGAGCGACUCUUUCCUCUCAAAGAGGACUAUAACAAAUCACACAGGAGCAAUAGUCCUGCCACGUUUCCAGACAUCCACGGGUCCAUCCCAAAGCCUCUGUUCCAGGCCCCUCCUGUUCAGCAGAAGACCCUGCCGGCACCGGAAAUGCGGACGUAUGACCCCGUCACCGGCAAACUGAUUCGCCGGGGUCCUCAGGCCUCCCGUCCGCCCUCGUAUCUGCACUCGCAUGGAUCGUCCAUGUCGGCCAAGGGAGAUCUGUCCAGCCUCAGGUCAGCUCAGGGCUCUCAGCAGACAGAUGAGGUUGCAGGAUCGAGUGCUGACGAUGAGCAGCCUGGACCUUCCCGCAGGAAACGGCAGCCCAGCAUGUCUGAAACCAUGCCGCUCUACACGCUCUGCAAAGAAGACCUGGAGAGCAUGGACAAAGAGGUGGAUGACAUCCUUGGGGAAGAGAGUGACAAUGAGAGCGAGGGAAAAGGGAAAGAGGAGAGGAUGGAGGUAGAGGAGGAGGAAGAGGAAGAACAGCCCCACACGAGCAAGCAGAAGGUCCCAGGAUCCGAUCACGUCCCGCCACUGGCUGCUGUUGUUGAGGAAGCACCCCAAACAUCAACCAGAGAAGAAGUCUGUGUAGUGGAGAACGAGCCAAGGGGCCACAAAAGAAAACUGGAGGAGGCCAGAGAAGAUAACGACGACGAUGAUAAUGAUAAGGAUGAUGAUGGCGGCUCCAGUAAAGACUCCAAUGAAGAGGGCAGCAGCUCGGAGGCCGACGAGAUGGCCGCCGCGCUGGAGGCGGAGCUAAAUGACUUCAUGUGAGCUGAUCGGACGACGAUGCAUAUGAACUAUUCUGUGUUCUCAUAAGGUACCUGAGACAUACGUUUGUGUCGCUGUCAUACAGCGCAAGUAAAUGUGUGUGUGCGUGUGUGUGUGAGAAUAAAACUAAGGGUUUACAAAGUAGAUAGAUAUGUACAGAUAGAGUUUUAGUAGAACAAGUCCAACACAAAGUCAUUUUAUUGUGUAUUUACUUACAGUACGUAGCGGUGUGGGAAGUAGAGCUUCUGUGUCUGAUGUUUUACUUAGUUUCUCUUCCAAAAUUAAUUUUUAUAUAAAUGUACAUGAAAUAUUUCAACUUAUUGGUAACGAAUGCCAAAGAGUCUGAAGCGGGCCUGCAGCUGAGAGCUCUGCUCAUGGAGGGGGUAUGUGGUCCUCACCAGCAGUCAAACUCAGACGUCCGAAUGUGUCCAGUGUCGUCUCGUACGUCGUCCCGUGUUGUUGACGCCCCCGUGUGUGACUGACACUGUGCUGCACCAAUCCCAGAAUACCAGCACCUUUAGACACGCCCACAGCCACUAUUACCAAAAAACUGCUACGUGAAGAACAGAUAACAACAUGAAGUGUAAAAUCAGUAACACACUUUCAACAGAAGAUCUGAUUGUGGUUUGCAACUGAUUACUUUGAUAUUAAAGGAAUAGUUCGCAAAAAUGACUUGUGUAGUUCUGUCAUCAUUUACUUACUCGUUACAAACCAAGAAACAAAAUGCAAAAUUAAGUAGAAAGUCAGAACCCUUUUUUUUAAUAUAAAAUCAUAAUGUCACAGUCCUAAAAAUUGCACUGUAAAAGCUUCUAAAGCCGUACUAUAGCUUUAUAUGAGGAAAAUGGAAGUCAUUGUUUAUUUAAAGGAUUAGUUCACUUCCAGAACAAAAAAGUACAGAUAAUGUACUCCCCCCUUGUCAUCCAAGACAUUCAUGUCUUUCUUUCUUCAGUCGUAAAGAAAUUGUUUUUUGAAGAAAACAUUUCAAGGAUUUUUUUUCCCAUAUAGUGGACGUCUAUGGUGCCCCGAGUUUCAAAAUGUAGUUUAAAUGCGGCUUUACACAAUCCCAAAUGUGGUUGUAAACGAUCCCAGACGAGGAAGAAGGCUCUUAUCUAGCAAAACGAUCAGUUAUUUUCAUAAAAUGAAUACAAUUUAUAUACUUUUUAAUGUCAAUCGCUCGUCUUGUCUUGCUCUGCCUGAAGUUUUUUUCUGGUUCAUGUCAGUUAGGGUAUGUCCAAAAAAACUCCCAUCUCAUGUUCUCCCUCAACUUCAAAAUCACCCUAUAUCGCUUUUUUACCUUUUUUGUUAAGGGUGUUUGAUCUUUGCAUGUUCACUUGGCAAAGACUGGGUCGGUACUUCUGCAGUGAUGUAGGAUGAUUCUGAAAUCAUUUUUGAAGUUGAGGGAGAAAAUACGAUUGGAGUUUUUUGACAUACCCUAACUGUCUUGAGCCAGAAUACACAGAGUGUAGGAAGAGCGAGACAAGACGAGCAAUUGAGAUUAAAAAGUACUUAAAUUGUAUAAUUUUUAUGAAAAUAACCAAUCGUUUUGCUAGAUAAGACCCUUCUUUCUCAGCUGGGAUCAUUUACAACUGCAUUUGGGAUCGUUUGAAGCCGCAUUUAAACUGCAUUUUGAAAGUUUAAAAUCGGGGGACGAUAGACGUCCAUUAUAUGGAGAAAAAUCCUGAAAUGUUUUCCUUAAAAAAAUAUAAUUUCUUUACGGCUGAAGAAAGAAAGACAUGAACAUCUUGGAUGACAAGGGGGCGAGUACAUCAUCUGUACAUUUUUGAUCUAAGAGUUGACUUCUCCUUUAAAAGUUUGGGAUUUUGGCGCAAGCUUGACAUUUUUGCUAGAAA